Messenger RNA from Penicillium psychrosexuale, 1818 nucleotides. Its product is annotated as MFS transporter. Gene Ontology annotation, cellular component: membrane. The transcript is spliced from 3 exons. The coding region runs from base 1 to 1818 and encodes 605 amino acids. The record is from RefSeq and is a predicted model, not a curated record. NCBI's taxonomy places the organism in Eukaryota, Fungi, Ascomycota, Eurotiomycetes, Eurotiales, Aspergillaceae. Gene Ontology annotation, biological process: transmembrane transport. Gene Ontology annotation, molecular function: transmembrane transporter activity.
AUGACAAUCGAUAAGCGCGAUUUCGACGCGAAUCGCCCGCUCCUCCAAAAUAUUGAUGCGGAACAAAAUACAACAGACCGAAACGCAGAGCCGUCAUGGCGAUACUCACGACGAGGUUCACGGAGCUCCGGUAAUGACGGACUGAGUGAUGAUGGGCUGUUGAGCGAUGUCGUCGAAGAGAUUGUCGAGCGGGACAGACGGAGGAUGCAAAAGGAGGUUAUCCGAGUGCUCAGCUUUGGCUGGGGUGUUGUUACUUGCUUGGGAGCCGGCAGCAUCACUGCUUUCUCUCUGUAUGGCCAUCUUCUCCUUACCCGACUCCAUUACUCGCAGCUCCAGGUCAAUGCCGUUUCCAUCGCUGCCGAGAUCGCAAUGUACCUUCCCGUCCCCUUGUUCGGCUACUUGUGUGACCGCUACAGCCCAUCGCCACUGGCCAUGUUCUCGGGACUGGUGUUUGGCGUCGGGUAUCUCCUCGCUGCAUUCACAUAUAAAAGUGGCCCACCUGCUGAUGCGGGUGGUUCCGGUCAGCCAUUCUGGGUGAUGAUCGUGGCGUUUAUCGCCAUUGGUAUGGGGACUAGCUGCAUGUACCUAGCAGCUAUUGCGACGUGCGCCAAGAACUUUGGCAGGGGAAAGCACAAGGGGAUUAUGCUUGCUGUUCCGAUUGCCGCGUUCGGUCUCAGUGGUAUGUGGCAGAGCCAGCUCGGGACGUACCUGUUCUAUGAACGCCUCGAGGAUGGGAGUCACGGCGAUCUCGACGUUUAUAAAUACUUUGUCUUUCUGGCGCUGCUUUUGCUGGUGAUUGGUAUCAUCGGUACCUUUGCCUUGCGCAUCGUGGAGGAUGAUGAUAAGUAUAUUGAUGAGACGGUUGAAGAACUAGAGCGCAGUGGACUGUUAGAGGAGAGUGAUUUCUUCCGACCACAAGCGAUUGAGUACGGCACGUUCUCUGAUUCAUCUGACGAGGAGCAAUCAAUCCUCUCCGAUGAAGAACGUGAGCAGCAAAGGCUAGAGAAGGAGCGCGAGGAAGAGGAGCGCCGGAAGAGGAACUGGCUGCUCAACUAUGAAACCCGUGUAUUCCUACAAGACAAGACCAUGUGGUGGCUGGCCGCAGGCUUUUUCUUGGUCACCGGCCCCGGCGAAUCGUACAUCAACAACCUGGGCACAAUCAUCCCAACCCUCACACCUCAAUCCUAUCCCACAGGCGCAUCACCCCCAGCCGGAUCCCCCUCAACCCACGUCACAACCAUAGCCCUAACCUCGACCAUCGCGCGCCUUCUAACAGGCUCACUUUCCGACUUCUUCGCACCCCCGGCAACACACCUCUUCCCUUCGAUUUCCGAAGGAGCCCGAUACGCGCCCCUCACAUCCCCUGCAUCCUCGCGUCUCACUCUAUCCCGCAUGACAUUCCUCAUCCCCUCAGCCUUCCUCCUCUCCCUAGGCUACCUCCUCCUCGCCUCCCCUCUCCCAUUAGCGCACCCAGGCAUCUUCAACCUGACAACCGCGCUGAUCGGCUUCGGAUACGGCAGCGCCUUCUCCCUCGCGCCUAUCAUCAUCUCUGUCGUCUGGGGCGUCGAGAACUUCGCCACAAACUGGGGUAUCGUUGCCAUGAUGCCUGCGGCUGGUGCGGCACUCUGGGGCAUUAUCUACUCCGCGGCAUAUCAGAAAGCCAUGGAUCGGGGCGACGGUGAUGGCGCUGAUGGUCAGUGCCAUGGAUGGCGAUGCUAUGGGUUCUGGGCUGCUGGCUGCACGGUUAGUGUAUGGGUUGCUGUUCUGGCUUGGGUGGCUGCUUGGAGGGGGUGGAAGAGGAGGGGGGUUGUUGUUUAG